This is a messenger RNA of Corythoichthys intestinalis (scribbled pipefish), 2007 nucleotides long. RefSeq names its product hyaluronan and proteoglycan link protein 2-like. Lineage: Eukaryota; Metazoa; Chordata; Actinopteri; Syngnathiformes; Syngnathidae. Gene Ontology annotation, cellular component: perineuronal net; synapse. The transcript is spliced from 7 exons. Gene Ontology annotation, molecular function: hyaluronic acid binding. Bases 979 to 2001 code for a protein of 340 amino acids. The record is from RefSeq and is a predicted model, not a curated record. Gene Ontology annotation, biological process: skeletal system development; positive regulation of neuroblast proliferation; glial cell differentiation.
UUCUCCUUGCCAACUUCCAAAAACGCCAAGGGGCAUUCUCUCCUUAUUUUGGGUAAUUUUAUAAAUGUAACCCAAAGGAUUUACUGUGUAUUUGAACUUGACAUUUAUUUGGUCCUUCGAGCCGGAUUGCGAAAUACUAGGAGUUCCCAGAGGCAGAGUCGACAUCCAGUCGAGUCCGUGCAUGGCCCUGGUUUGUGAGGUACUGGCCUCGCCUACGCAUCUGGGGACCGAAGGUUGAAGCAAAGCCAAAGGACUGAAGCCGAGUGAUACGAUUUGUGCGGCUGACUAAUUUUAAGGGCGACGGUGUCCUGUACGUAAUUUAAAAAACUCUGUAAAAGACAGAGUAGUCAAUAAAACUAACAGACAGAGAAGUCUAUAAAACUGUAAAUAAAACCUUGAGAAUACUAGUCCCUAUCAAGUAAAGAGACAGUGCAUUACGACCACCAAAAUCUGAUCUUGAACCAAUUCUUUUUUCAGUCCUAGUACUACAAAAGAGUACCAACAUCCAGAAACGUUGGAAAAACAUCAACACAGCCGAACAAACAUCAAAAUCACACCCUGAGAAGCUUUAUGCUAGAAAUUUUGAGUUGUGCGCUUAAAAUCCUAGUUCGACUGCCGCAUGAAACAACAGAAGCACAGCGAAGUCACGCCCAUUAUGGUCAUUAACAUCUGGAGCACAGCAGAGGACAACAAUGGCUCACAAGUGACCACAUGACCAAAGUGAGGCGAGAAAGCAAGAGACGGAGCGAGUCAGAGGGCUGAUGCUGGAUGAAAGCUGAAAGUCCAAAAUCAGAUCAAGGAAUACACUUUUUCAGAAGACUCGGCAUAUUUGGGGACGAGAAAAGUCUACGUGGCAAGACACAUAGAGAGAACCCUUGAGCCAUCAUGGAUGAAACUUCGACAAUUGCAACAACUUAACCAGAAACCAUUUCCAACAUCAUGUGAGUUCAAGCAGUACCACACGGCUUAUCCAUCAACAUGAGGGUUCCUUUGGUUCUUCUCGUGAGCUUCUUGUCCUACACCAUGGCUCUGCACUCAGCCAAUAAGAUCCCGACCCCCACACACCGCCCCUCCAAGCUGAAGUAUCUCCUGGAACCGCCUGUUUACGCCGAAGUUGUCGGCCGACGGGGUGAGAACGCCACAUUGCCGUGCAUCCUGAAAUUCAAGCCCGACCACUACAAAGUCAAGUGGACCAAGCUAGAGCCGGGUCGCAUUGGCCCGGAGAACAUCGUGAUGAUUUCCAACGCGCACGCCUUCAAGCGGCACGGCCGGCUGGGCCCUCGCGCAAACCUCCGCCGGGCCCACAACAUGGACGCCUCCUUGCAGCUCGGAACGCUUCAACUGGGAGACGGCGGCCGAUACAGGUGCGAGCUCAUCAACGAUAUCGACGAUGAGAGUGUGGUGGUCACGCUGAGGAUCGAAGGCGUGGUUUUCCCGUAUCAGAGCCCAAAGGGCCGCUACGCAAUGACGUUUCACGAAGCCGAGGUGGCGUGCGAAGAGCAAGACGGAAUGCUGGCAUCCUAUGAGCAACUCUACAGAGCUUGGACGGAGGGUCUGGAUUGGUGCAAAGUGGGCUGGCUGCAGGACGGAAGCGUGCGCUACCCCAUCAUAAGCCCUCGGCCCGCCUGCGGAGCGCAAGCCCGACCCGGCAUUCGUACCUACUCCCCCAAAGACAAGAAGAGAGACCGUUUCGACGCAUUCUGCUUCACCUCUUUGACUGCAGGUUCCGUCUUCUACAUCCCGGGCGCGUUCUCCCUCGAGGCGGCAAGUGGCGCUUGUGGUCGACGUUCGGCCAAGCUUGCGCUGGUGGGGCACCUGUACGCCGCCUGGCGCUUCCGAGGCUACGACCGAUGCGACGGCGGCUGGUUGAGGGACGGCAGUGUGCGCUUCCCCAUCGGCGCCCCUAGGGAGCGAUGCGGGGGUGUCCCAGCGCCGGGGGUGCGCUCCUUCGGGUUCCCCAAUAAGACAUCGCAUAUUUAUGGAGCUUAUUGCUACAGGUAGUCUCAA